Messenger RNA from Plasmopara halstedii, 759 nucleotides. Its product is annotated as ApaG domain. The coding region runs from base 1 to 759 and encodes 252 amino acids. The record is from RefSeq and is a predicted model, not a curated record. Lineage: Eukaryota; Oomycota; Peronosporomycetes; Peronosporales; Peronosporaceae. The transcript has 7 exons.
AUGGCAGCUACAGUGCGCGCUAUAUACCGUUGUCUGCUACGCGAUGCCCAUAAGCUGCAGCGAACUCCGCACUUUAAUAUCCGACGAGACUUACGACUAGAACAAUGGGGAUCUGGUAGCUUCGUAGAGCCUUUAUCUAGCCAGGAACUCCAGAUGCAGAUCACAAGUGAUCCCAUUGUGCUCACUUCUCUCAAAGAGUUUCGAAAGCUGCGGGAUAAUGCGAUUCGCCUGAGAUCACCUGAAGCUGAUAUAGUCAAUAGUAUACGAUUAAGCUUUCGACAAAAUGCAAAGCUCAAUGACCGAAAGAUUGUCAAUGCGUUGCUGGACGAAGCAAUCGAAAUUGUAAGUGAGCUGUCUGACCAGCUUUGGUUGGCUCGAUGCUCGAGUGUCACUGUAACCGAUGGCGUUCGUAUUGAAGCGACGAGUAAAUACGUACAAAAUUAUAGCAAUACGGCCUCAAAUGUCUAUCGAUUUACCUAUCGGAUUACCAUUACCAACAUCAACAAGAAUACUGCUGUCCAGAUUCUAGGUCGCCAAUACACGUUUGAGAGUGAAAAGGGUAUGCGAAUCGCCUUGCCGCGAAAUUCGGCAGGUAUUGUGGGUGCCACGCCGUUGUUAGAGCCAGGCCAGACGUUUGAGUAUGCAAGUGGAGUAGACAUUGAUGCCCCUGGCGGCUCUGUUACUGGGUGUCUACAUGCUCCCCACACACGGACAGGAAAUGUUGAAGAUCUUUCUGCUGACAUUGCCUACGCAUUUUAA